AUCUAAGGCUGUCAUGCAGGGGAACUUCUUUUACUAAAUGAAUGGUUGUCAGAUGGAUCGCAGAUGAAGCAACAAUGGGCUAAUUGCACAAUCAGUCACAAUCGCUUCCGCGGUUUUUUUCGGUGUGGGUGUCAUGAUGAGUAUGCUACCUGAGUAGCAAUGUAGUAAAGACGUGUCCAAUAAAGACAGGAUGACAGGGCAAGUUGGCGUCAGAUCAUUGUGCUACAGGUCUAUGCUGAAGUCUGAGAUGCCACAUCGUUUAAGUAUUACACUUGGUGAUUCAACGCCAGUGGUAAUGACACAGAAGACAUGUUCCUGUGUGGCAGGCACUGCUUUAUGCAGCCACAUAGUGGCCCUGCUUUAUCAAACGGCACACUAUUCACAACUUGAAAUACCAGUGGUACCCCCUGUUCAUAGCUGCACAGAGUCAGAACAGCAAUGGCACAAGCCAAGAACUAUGGGUGUGAAGCCUGGACCCAUCAACGCCAUGGUCUUCACCAAGCCAGUACCAAAGCGAAGGGUACAGACUGGAGUAAGGAGUGGAUUCUACAGAGGCCUGGUCGGUCCAUUACCUGAUCCCUGCAUGUUCCGAAUAUCAGAAGCAUACAGUCGCUUUAGCCUUGAGGAUCAGCCACUUGUAACCACCAUGAACAUGAGGUCUGACCAGCCCCUUGUGGAAAUUGGCAUCGGGUUAGUGCAAAAGGGAAGUGUAUUGUCCUAUCAACAGCCUGCACAGAAGACCCGGUACAUCACACAUAUUCAUGACACGCCACCAACACCACACUUGCCGCUGGAUGGACAUGAUUGCACACCAUCAGAUUGUGCAUUUGUAUGUACCAAGGAGCAGCAGCUUCACCUAAACAGUUUGUCCGUGUCCAUGGAAAUGGCAAACAAAAUUGAAAUAGCUACACGAGAACAAAGUUGUUGCCCUGAAUGGUUUGAGCUCCGAAAGCCGCGGGUGACCGCCUCUAGGUUUCGGGAGAUCUGCCAUGUCAAAGGCCAGAGCUCUGCUGAGUAA
Messenger RNA from Alosa alosa (allis shad), 1018 nucleotides. RefSeq lists its product as uncharacterized. The record is from RefSeq and is a predicted model, not a curated record. Bases 191 to 1018 code for a protein of 275 amino acids. The transcript has 5 exons. Lineage: Eukaryota; Metazoa; Chordata; Actinopteri; Clupeiformes; Clupeidae. Gene Ontology annotation, molecular function: zinc ion binding.